This is a messenger RNA of Sphenostylis stenocarpa, 684 nucleotides long. The record is from the annotation of a GenBank genome assembly. Lineage: Eukaryota; Viridiplantae; Streptophyta; Magnoliopsida; Fabales; Fabaceae.
AUGGCGCAAAAGCGUUUCAAAUUCAAUGAGGAUGUUCUCGAGCAGCUGAGAAAUGGGACUGCGAAGUUCGAGCUUGUUUCUUCCCCGGUUCCUUCAGUUGCUCCUCCUCCUCCUAAGAACAACGCAAGCUUGUUUGGAAUUGGGAACCACAGCACUCUCUUUUUCGCUAGAAUUGGCUCAUCCUUCGGUGGACACUCUCCAGCAAUGAAGAAACUUGAGCAUUUUUCAGUCCAGAAGGUUACAGGGGAUGGGCGGUGUCUAUUUCGCGCACUGGUCAAAGGAAUGGCUUACAAUAAGGGAACAGUUCUCAAUCAACGUGAGGAGAGAGAAAAUGCAGAUGAAUUAAGAAUGGCUGUGAAAGAAGUUCUAUGUGAAAAUGAAGGUGAACGCAAUUUAUAUGAAGAAGCCCUGAUUGCAAUCACAGUUGAUGAGCCUCUAAAACGUUACUGCCAACGGAUUGUCCGACCUGAUUUCUGGGGAGGAGAAUCAGAGCUACUGGUACUCUCAAAGUUAUGUAAGCAGCCAAUCAUUGUGUACAUACCAGAGCAUGAGCAUAGAGGCGGUGGUUUUGGAUCUGGUUUCAUUCCCAUUGCAGAGUAUGGAAGUGAAUUUAGAAAACGUUCUAGGAGAACAGCUGUGAGGCUUUUAUACAGCGGCAAGAACCAUUAUGAUCUUCUAGUAUAA